AUGGACAGUGGCGUCACUACAGUUGACUGCGAGAAACAAGUUAGAUCAUGGAGGCUGCUACGUUCUCUCAUGCAACUCUUAGUUCCCACAUGCAACUGUGCCACCAUUAUAGAAGACCAAGAUGUAACAAACGAGUGCCUCGAAAAUCCCACCAAAUUCUAUUCACCGUCACUCACGAUGAACUCCAGCACCAUCACAGGCACCAUCUUCGGAUACCGUAGAGGAAAGGUGAGGUUCUGCAUUCAGGCAAACGCCAACUCCAACCCUAUUCUCCUCCUGGAGUUGGCAGUUCCAACAACCAUCUUGGCCAAGGAAAUGAGAGAAGGAACACUGAGAAUCGCUUUGGAGAGUUGUGGUGACAGCGAGGACAACAAUAAUAACAACACAAACACGAACACACUUUUGUCCACCCCUUUGUGGACUAUGCACUGUAACGGGAGGAAGGUGGGGUAUGCUGUUAAGCGUAGACCGUCGAACAGUGAUUCUGAAGCGUUGAGGUUGAUGCGUUCGGUUGUGGUGGGAACUGGGGUGGUGAAGUGCAAGAAAGAAGAUGGUGAAGUGAUGUACCUUAGAGGGAGAUUUGAGAGGGUUCGUGGGUCAGAAAACUGUGAAUCGUUCCACUUGAAUGAUCCAGAAGGGGACAUGGAUCAGGAGCUUAGUGUUUUCUUUUUAAGGUCCAGGUGA
This is a messenger RNA of Vigna angularis (adzuki bean), 684 nucleotides long. RefSeq names its product protein MIZU-KUSSEI 1. Lineage: Eukaryota; Viridiplantae; Streptophyta; Magnoliopsida; Fabales; Fabaceae. Gene Ontology annotation, biological process: hydrotropism. Bases 1 to 684 code for a protein of 227 amino acids. The transcript has a single exon. The record is from RefSeq and is a predicted model, not a curated record.